AUGGAUUCCCCGGAGAGCACUGUCCCCGCACCCGCCGCCCUCAGCGCCACCGUCGCCUCUCCUUCUGGUGUCCAGGUUUUUUCUUUUUUUUUGCUUUUUUGCUCUGUUCUCUUUACCACAUCCUCGCGUUCUUUGAUCCUUUAGUUCCCCCGCAUUGUUGCUUCUUUGUCUGUUCAGUGUUACUCCGGCGCCCUAUAACUAUUUUUCCUAUUUUUUCCCUUUCCCGUAUGUGAUUUGGUUCCCUUUCCUGUUCGUUGUCACCUUUUCUUUGUUUCUCUGAGAAGUUUCGUCGUUGUGUCUAUUUUCCUUCUUGAGCUGUUCAUGAUCAGGCUCGCUUUUUAGGUUUUUUUAAUUCUAGGGGAAUACAUCUAUAUCUGAGGGACAUUCAGGAUGUUCAUCCCUAUAAUAAAGAAGGGUGUUUAUGCCCGUAAUAUUAUGCUUAUUUAGGGAUAAUGGGUGGGGGAAGUUUGACGAGUCAUAUGUUGUCUCGAUUUUAUUUUUUUGAUUUUUUUGAUUUUUACUAUUUUUAUUGUCAACACUUUAAUCGGCUUAUACAAAAUAAAUACCCGUUGUUGUUAAGGUGAUAAAUCGAUUCAUGGUGGUGAGCUAUUGCCUUCACUUAGGUAUCAAGGCAUGUUCUUAAGGAAAAUCCAAAGCAUAUUGGUGAGCUAUUUGCUUCUCAAGGUAUCGAGACAUGCUAUGCUCUAAAGAGACAUCUAUAUCUAAAAGAAAUAAUUUUUAAGUUAUAAUAUAAAAUUUAAAUCUUUUUUUCUAUACCAACUUUAUCUCAGGCCAACUUGAUACAUUGACGUCCAUAAACGUUUUAUUCAUAUGAAUCGAAAAACAAGAAAUGUUCAUAUUCUUUACUUAAAUAAUUUCAAGCACUUGAUCGUUUAUUUGGUAUAAUAAGGAAACUUGCUUCAGAUAUUACACGGCCUUUUAUCUUGGGGAAAACUUCGUGUUUAGAUGUCUUACAUAAAUGUUUUCCCCCAUAUUUGUUCAUAUCUCACAAUCCUAGUUCCUUUCUUGUAGAGUGAUAACUUCAAUGAUGCUAAUAAAGAUAGUUAUUUGCGUUGACCACGUUAGGUUAUUGAGCUUAACGAUGAGAUCUGGUGUGUUGUCAUUAAAUACAUGUGAUGUAAUUUUACCAGCAUUCUUUGAUUUACUAAUAACUUUACCUUAUUAUAAACAUCUGAAAAUGAUUAUUUGAGGAUGGCAUGCCAAUGUUAAUUUUCUCUGAGCAACAUUCCUGAUAUGACACUUGCAGAAAAAUCGAGGUUUACAAAAAGAUGCUAAGCCUACUGGCUAAUUUGACUUGAUAUGUGAUCAAUAUGUCUGCCUUUUUGUCUAUGCUGUUGCCUAUGUGAUACCUUGACAACGAAUUUUAUGGCUUCAAUCUCACAAAAAUAAUGUUUAGGAUAUUUGGACAUCAAAAUUUCUUUUCAUUGGUUUUUGUGGCCUGUUUUACCUCUCCACAUUAAUCUGGGAUUUCUUUCUUGCUGGUAAUGAUGAUGAUGCUGUUGCUGUUGCUGUUAGUCUUGAUCUUACUUUGCAAUGCAGGUUUCUAACCUUGGCGUUUUGUCAUUUAGGAGUCACCCUUUUUUACUUAUGUUAGCAAUUUGUCACCGAUAAAGCUGACAAGUGAUGUGUGUGCUCCCUCUGCAAUUCGGGAGCUUAGCUUUCCGUCUCCAUCACCUGUAUUCAGAUCACCACACGUUAAUCCAGUACGGAAGGAUAAAUUUUUGAAAAGGUGAUGUCCAUACCGGCAUUAUUUUCAUCUGAUUGAUAAUCACCUUUUCCUUUGAGAAUCAGCAUCUGCUUAUUUAUGCAUUGUCUGUGCAGAUCUCAGCAUCUGUCUCCUGAUUCAGGGAAGUUUUCUCUAGGAUAUACUGGUAAUAUUAGGGAGAUCUUAGAGAAGACAUCUCACUAUGGAGGUGACACCUCUCAGUCAAUCAUGGUUCCUUGCACGAUGAGCACUAAUUGUGAACAUCCCACCCGACUUCUGUCUUGCAGCAGUCCAUCAGAUUGCGUUGAUGAAUUUUUCGCAGAUCCAGUUGAAGAUUCUGUCAAUUCCUCAGCUUUAUCGAAUCCUUGCUUGGAUCAGGCCAUUGAAUUAGGUCUGCCUUCUCAGGGUGGAUUUGGUAGUCCUAACAAAACUCCUAAAGUUGAACCUGUUCAAUUUCAAGGCUGUAAUUCUUCAGGCUAUAUCAAUGAGAUCCUCUCUUAUCAAGAAGGAGACAGAAAAACAAACGAUUAUUUUGAUAAGUUUCCAGCUCAUUAUCCUCCACAAGUUGUAGAAGUUGUCAGUAAUAGCAGUACAGAGGCAAGCAAGAAGUUUUAUCCUCAGGUUGGGAAUAUUAAGAAUGGUGAACUUGAGAGUGUGGAAUCGCCAACAAUGGUAUGUCAAGCAGAAGAAAAUCCAGAACUGGACAUCCCACUUAUACAAAUGAACUGUGAUCAGGACAAAGAUUCGAUAAAUGUUGCUGAUGAUUGUUGUGAAAAUAAUGAUAGACAAUUGAGUCCUUGCACUAAACUGGUGGCCCAGACUGCCAUGAAGUAUAAUCCCUCCAAGGUCCUUGCUUCUGAUUUGCAUGGUUUCCAGCUCACGGAGGGCCAUACUGCUAAUUCUGAUAUUUCUGUGGUGCCAGAGAGCGUGGAAGAUGAUUCAGAGUUUAGCAAAAAGGAAAAAUCUACCAUUCCCCUGGACUGCUCUAAUGAUGCUGAUGUUUUAACUGAAAGGGAUCAGAGUAUGGAAUGGGACAGUAACUCGCAGGUACAACCAAAAUCGUUGGAGGUUGCUCUUCCGGAUGAAAGCCAGCAAUGCAACUCCACAUCUCUCUGUAGUUCAUCCAUCAAAAUUGGAGUUUCCAAUGAACAAGCGUGUUUGUCUUCAAAGCCACAAUGGGUAUGUGUUUGUUAACAGCAGUCCUGCAUUGAUUAUUGAACUGGAUGUUCCAAUAACUCUGACAUGGUAUCAAAGCCAAUAGUUAUUCCGAUGAUGAACACACCUACGAUAUUGUCUACUUGAAAUAGCUCCAAGUCGGCUUGCUCAUGGAGGGGCGUUUUAAGAAUUCUCCUCUGUUGAUUAUUAGAAAAGUAAACUUAUUAUUAUAAAGAUGGGCUUAAUCUACUCAUUGCUAAUUCCUUUGGAGCUGGAUGGCCCAAUACCUCUUACAGAUUUGUGACCUCUCAUCUCUUCAUGAAAAAAAACUAUCUAUUGACGUGGGGCAUAUUUCAUGGAAAGAAGUCUGAGGGAAAAGAGAAAUGUAAAACUAAUAAGCGCACAAGCAAAUCAUUACUUGAGGAUCAUGUUCCUAGACUCCUUGAUUAGAUGUGAAUAGUAUUCUAUUUAGAAAAAUAUAGAAUUUUUUUAUCAAAAUGGACAAAAUGCCUCUGGAGGAAUAAAUAGAAGAGCUACUUGGUUCCCUGCAAUCAAAAGCAUCUUCACCCAGAUUUGUCUUAAUUUGUUGUCUUCCUCAAUUGAAGCACUAUCAAUGUAAGAAGGAUGCGACUUUUUUUAGGACAACUUGGCCUCUUCUCCAAUGCUGGUUCAACUUGUUCCUUUUUGUGGCUUUGGUGUGUGAGGUCUCUCUUUGCAAUCCAUAUACACCCUAGAUGAAUAAAUACAUACGGGUUGUUUGGGGGUAGCAUAGGACCUCUGUCCCAAAUUAUGCAUCACUGGAAAAAGUCCUGAAGCACUCUAUAUUGCGGCAUAUUGAUGUCCAUUUUACAUUGCAAGAAACGUUGUGGUUUCUUACCUGGUAUAAUAUCAAUUCAUAAUGAAUAUAGCCAGGUCACUUGACACAGCCUUACUGCAGAUGAUGUUUUGCAUGGAGUAACCUCCAUUAUUCAACUGAUUGGCCAACAAACCUUCAAACUUAUUCCAGGUCGUUCCUAGUCUUUGGCAUAUGACAAUAUGGUCCUGAGUUUUUUGAUUGAUUAUGGAAAAGAAAAUUCGAGCUGGUUGGUACCACAGUGGAAUUGCUAAGUCUAACCCAAUUGUCCCAUAUUACUUGAUCUCGUAUCAGAUUUUGAGGGACCAAUUUGAACGCAGUUCCAUUCACGAAGGUUUCUUAUCUACAUAUGGUUUGAAUGAUAUUGGCUUCGAUACAGCCAAAGUCACUUAUUCUGGUAGAAGUAGUCUGCUUGCCGCUGAUAAACUUACCGACUUGCGUGUCCAUCGAGGAUAACAUCAACUUUGUCCGAGACUAACGGACCUUUUAUGUGAAUUCCUGUAAUGUUAUUCGUUUUAAAUUACUUUGUACUUACAAAUGAAUAUAGUAGCUCAGAGUUUUUCUUUAUGGCUCUUUUUGUCCAUGCGUAUUUCCAAUCAGACUUUUUUAGCAUGAAUUAUGAUUUUUUUCUCGUGAACUUUUGUAACAGCUGGAUUGCCUGUCUUUGACUCCGUAAUUGAGAUCUUAAUGUUACAUCGUAAUAUGCUGUGAGGAUUCUCUUCAAUUCCUUUAAGUUUUCUAUUCUUUUAGUUGAAUCCUUUAAAGUACACUUGGCCUCCAAGACAUUUAUUUUUCAUGAUUCGUAUACUUUCCUUUAAAUCGAGUGCUUUUAAAAUAUUGAUCUUAAGAUCUUAGUUUUCUACAUAAGCUAUACCGCACUGUUAACAUUGGGAUUCAAUGUAGGAGGGAUGCCAACUUGUGUAUGCAAUGCGGAGACGCCUUGAAUUUAUGCAUUCUGCUGUUCAAGUGACGAACCUUGAAUCCAGCAGAAGCCUAUGCAACAUUGAUGAGAGGAUCCUAAAAGCUGAGUCUCCUUCAGGCUCUUUAGACCUGGAAACGCGAAAUGCAUCACACAAUGAAUCAGUUGGAGCCUCUGACAACGUGCUUGCCUACUUUUCACCUGAUUUAUCUCACUUUCAGAAAGAUCCCGACUCUUCUGCGCAUGCUUUGUGCAAACCACCUUUCUGUAAGCAUCAAACUGCAGAAGCCAAUGCGGAUAGGUUUGAUUUGUCAAUUCAGAAGAAUGGAAGCUCCUCUGCAACGGAUCCGAGACCAGCUGGUAUUGGCUUACAUUUAAAUAGCGUUGGAAAUGCUCUUGCUAAGGAUUGCAACGUAAACACGCAAUUAGUGGACAGAGAUUUAGGGAAAGAUUCCUUGACUUCACAGUUGGAAAAGGGACUUUGUUCCAGUGAUCAGAAUAUGAUUGACUCUAAAGGUUGCUCAACUUCUAUGACCUUAACGAGCAAUGUUUCCGUUCAGACAGAUGUGAAUUCUCAUUCUGCUUUGGUUUGUAGUUCUAUUGAUAAAAGUGAACACGAUCAACAAAAGAAUCUGGAUAUUACAGUGUCGAACUACUCUCUUAGCCUGCAAUACACACUGAUAGUAAAUCCUUUGAAAACCUGCCUGCCACCAACGUUUGUUAGCCAAGUCGCUGCUCCUUCUAGCGUGAAAAGGGAUCCCGAAGGUUCUUGGAGAUCCGAGGAUUUAAAUGAGAUGAGCCCCAAGAAGAAAAGGUAAUUUUUUUCUAUUCAUUUUUCAAGUUUGACAUCUUCAUUUUUUCACUUGCAUUAUGUCUUAAUUCAUGCUCCGCAGUAAAAAAUCACCUGAGAAUGAUGGCUGCAAACGCUGCAAUUGCAAGAAAUCGAAAUGCUUGAAGUUGUAAGUUUUCUCUGAGCUAGGAAAUGGACAUGCACCUUUUUCAAUGUUUCACUUAUCCCCUAAUUGAUUGGGAAACGUUUCGCUUUCCAGGUAUUGUGACUGUUUUGCUGCGGGAAUGUAUUGCACUGAUACUUGCGCCUGCCAAGGGUGUUUGAACCGUCCAGACUAUGAAGAUACUGUCUUGGAAACUCGGCAACAGAUAGAGACUCGUAAUCCGCUAGCAUUUGCUCCCAAAGUCGUAGUUCAUGAUGCUGCAGCAUCAAGAGUCAGUGGGGUAAGUGUUCCUGUCAGCAGUUGACAUAAAUAUGAAGAACUAUAGUGGCCUAACUUUGACCUAUCAGGAUGAUGACAAACACACUCCUGCAUCUGCCAGACAUAAAAGAGGAUGCAACUGCAAGAGAUCUCAGUGUCUGAAAAAAUACUGUGAAUGCUUUCAGGUUUUUUUCUUCAAUUGCAUCAUUAAUUGCCUUUUCUUAUAUCCUACAUUUGACAUACUCUGACUACCGGUUACAACUUGUCUUAAAGUCCAAAGUUGGGUGUUCUUUGGGAUGCCGGUGUGAAGGAUGCAAAAACAGCUAUGGCACAAAAGAUGGUAUGUAAUUUCUAAUAUUAUGGAUAUAGGUUCUUUGUCGUUAAUUUGACUUAAAUUAUUUCUUUUUAUAUGCCCUAAGUUCAUGGGAUAAUUUUUGUCCAAUCUUGAUCAUAAAAUCUUUCGAAACUCUUUCUCUACUUCUAGAUGAUAUGAGCAUUCAAAAUGCCUUCGAUUCCUUUAAAGGUUUGAAGUGCAAGCACAUGUGCUCAAUGUUCUUGGGGUAUUAAUUUUUUUCUUUUUUUUGGAGUUCAUAGUACCACGAAUCAGUUAUGAGGUUUAUUGUUAUCUCUCGAAAAACUCACAACACCAAGAUAUCUAGAAGUUGGAGACAAAUUCUGUUACCGUUGCUCUCAAGAUAGAAAAGUCACCUUAUCACAAGAUACUCUUGUUUGAUUUUUCUUUACCUUUACAAGAUAUCUAAGGGCGAACUCCAAUUAAGCAAUGCGCAUAAGAAAUAUGGCAGUAUCCGGUGUCUUCUUUGAGAAGGUUUCUUGCAAGACCUUGAUGGUAAUGCCUACCGAUCACAGGAUGGUCAAAAGACUUGAUCAUUGUGGCGCCAGAGCUAAUUGCUAUACUUGGAAUCACCUGAAAUUUUUCAUGAUAGGAAAAGCUCCCACACCAUCCGUCUGUCGAAAAUGUCCUUAGACUAUUCCUCAAACGAAAUUACCGCCAGCCAACACUACGUACUGAACUUGCAGAAUGGAUCUCAACAUUUUAGAAUUAUUUAGGUUAAUCAUAGGUUGUCGUCUCUAAAGUCGCUUUCACUUUUUAGUGCUUCGAGUCAAUAAUCUCUAACCAUAACCUCCUUAUUCCUCCCAAUUGACCGUAUGCUAAUCUGUGUCUAACAUUAUUCUAAAUUGAAUAAUCUCUAAUUAUUUUGGUGCACUUUUAUGGUUUGAAGUAAAGAGAAAUAGUAGAUCUACAAGCUGGAAAGCCAGUCUUACUAAGCACUGGCAAAUUUACUGUUCUAUUGUCUUUAAUCUGCCUUCAGAUUCAGGCUUUAGUUUCUACUGACCCCAAGAAGAAUGUUACAGGUAAUGAGAUUUAA
This is a messenger RNA of Spirodela intermedia, 7252 nucleotides long. The record is from the annotation of a GenBank genome assembly. NCBI's taxonomy places the organism in Eukaryota, Viridiplantae, Streptophyta, Magnoliopsida, Alismatales, Araceae.